Molecule: messenger RNA, 5356 nt
Organism: Oncorhynchus kisutch (coho salmon)
Lineage: Eukaryota; Metazoa; Chordata; Actinopteri; Salmoniformes; Salmonidae
Product: protocadherin-16
Exons: 5
Coding region: 750-2705 (651 amino acids)
Biological process (GO): homophilic cell-cell adhesion
Cellular component (GO): plasma membrane
Molecular function (GO): calcium ion binding
Source: RefSeq, a predicted model, not a curated record
CCCUUUUGUGCAGCUCCCCACGUGUCGAAUAAAUUAGCAAACCCAAAUUGGAGGAAAAGGAGGAGGAGAGGGAGACGAGAGGAGAGAGGGAGGGAUUUGAGCCUGGUGUCGGUGUACGGUUUCAUUCGGAGGUGCCACUACUGCGGUGUCCUCUGAGCGCGCGAGCUCUGUUCUAUUGGAUGCUGAGAGAGCAAGAGAGAUACCGUUAGAGAUAAAAAUAAAUAAAGCCCUUAAAUAUAAUUCAAAUUCAAUUGAAUUGAGAGAAAGAGCAAAGAGAGAGAGAAGAGCCGACUGUGGGGUACAGAAGCGUUGUUCUCACCACUAAGCUAACAGCUGAGACUGAACCGAAGAGAGGAGGGGAACCAUAUUCUGAUUGAGAAAACCAGCUCACCUCACCUGCCACUGGAGAAGAAGAACGGAAUGCUAUCGCUUUCUGGGGGUGUAACCUAAUCCGCAGCGCUAAAGGGAUAUCGCCUAAUCACUGAAAACGGAACUAUUUCGUUUCUUUCUCCAUGGUGGAUAUUAUGUAGAGCGGAGAAAGCAGAGAGCAGCAGUCUUGGGCUUAUUUUUUAUUUGUUUCUGUGGAUUGUGUGUCUGUGUGUUUGGGUCGUCAGGGGAAUAGGCGAGCAGUGUGCUGCAUACUGAUCUGGUUUUGGAUAAAGGAAUACCGGGAUAUAACGGGACCGGAGCGCACGGCCAGAACAGCGAAACUUCAGCGGGUUCAGAUGCAUGUGUAGGAGUCCCCAGCCAUGACAAUAACGUGUGAAGGUGGGCCCAGGGCCAGCAGUCUGUGUGUGUGUUCAGGCCUAUGGAGGCCACGGUCUCUCCUCCUGCUCUACACGGUCCUGGAGCUGGUUAUGGUCCACUCCACCCCGGUCCUAGGAGCUCUGGAGCUCCAGCUGGAUGAGGAGCAGCCGGCAGGGACCAUCGUAGGGGACAUCAGUGCUGGGCUACCCCCCGGCAUCACCGCCUCGCUGUACUUCAUCUCCGACCACGAAGGGACAGGUGUGGGCAGCGACCUCAACAUCGACGAGACCUCCGGGAUCAUCACCACGGCACGUCGCCUCGACCGCGAGCAGAGGGACCACUACAGCUUCAUCGCCGUCACCAUGACCGGGGUCACAGUCGAGGUGUCCGUCACGGUCAACGACAUCAACGACCACGCGCCCGCGUUCCUCAAGCCAAAGGCAUUGCUGAAGAUCCCGGAGCAAACGGCGGUGGGAACACGGGUUUCCCUGGAGCCGGCGUCAGACGCGGACCGCGAUCAGCUGACCACCCAAGGAUAUGUGAUUAAGGAAGGCAAUGUGGGGCAAGCCUUCAGGCUGGAGACCAAAAGAGCUGCUAGCAAGGUGUUGUACCUGGACCUGGUGGUGAACGGUGUUCUGGACAGGGAGAAGAGGUCCUCGUACAGCCUGGUUCUGGAGGCCUUCGACGGGGGGAGUCCCAGACGCACCGGCCUGAUGACCCUGGAGGUGUUUGUCACCGACAUCAAUGACCACGCCCCCGUCUUCAACCAGAGCAGAUACCACGCUAUCAUCUCAGAGAGUUUACCACAGGGAAGCAACAUACUGCAGGUGUUUGCGUCCGACGCUGACGAGGGAGACAACGGUCUGGUCCUGUACGAGAUCAACCGUCGCCAGAGCGACCCUGACCGCUACUUCGUCAUGGAUACGAGGUCGGGGGUCAUCACUCUGAACCGACCGCUGGACUACGAGCUGAAGAGAGUCCACGAGCUGGUGGUACAGGCCAGAGACAACGCCAGCCACCCUGAGGUGACCAAUGCCUUCGUCACCAUCCACGUCCGAGACUACAACGACAACCAACCCACCAUGACCAUUAUCUUCCUCAGCGAAGACGGCUCGCCGCGCAUCUCAGAGGGCGCCCAGCCCGGCCAGUACGUCGCACGCAUCUCGGUCACCGACCCAGACUAUGGAGAAUACGCCAAUGUUAACGUUUCGCUAGAGGGAGGGGACGGGAAGUUCGCCCUGACCACCAAGGACAGUAUUAUCUAUCUGAUCUGUGUGGACCAGGUGUUGGACCGCGAGGAGAGGGACACGUACGAGCUGAGAGUCAUGGCAACAGACGCAGGCACGCCUCCUCUCAGGGCUGAGUCGUCCUUUACUAUCCAGGUCACUGACGUGAAUGAUAAUCCGCCACUCUUCGACCAGCAGGCUUACAAACAGACCAUCCCAGAGGUCGUCUACCCAGGAUCCUUUGUGCUCCAGGUGACGGCCCGGGACAAGGACCAGGGGCCCAAUGGGGACAUCCGAUACAGCCUCCUCAAAGACAAAAAGAGCCACUCCGAUUGGUUCUCCAUCGACCCAGUGACGGGGAUCAUCACCACGGCGAUGGCACUGGAUUAUGAGUCGGAGCCAGCGCCCAGCGUGACGGUGGUUGCCACGGACAACGGGCGGCCUCCAAUGUCGUCGACGGCGAGGGUUGCCGUGGUGCUGCAGGAUGUAAACGAUAACGAGCCGGUGUUCUCUAGUAACUUCUACAACGUCACCAUCAAGGAGAAUACGGCAGUCGGGACCUGCUUCUUAGAGGUAGGAACCUGUCUGUCUGUCUGUCUAUCUCUCACACUGUGUGUGUGUGUGUGUGUGUGUGUGUGUGUGUGUGUGUGUGUGUGCGUGCGUGCUAAGGUGUGGAGAAUCAGAGCAGGUGGUCAGUCCAGUUCAGGUGUUCAGCAGUCUGAUGGGUUGUAGUUAUAUCAACAGGCUCGGAGACAGUUUCUAUCAUACCUCAAGUGUUCAGCAGUCUGAGUCUGAUGGGUUGUAGAUAGAAACUGUCUCUGAACCUGUUGGUAUCAGACCUCAUGCUCUGAUACAGUCUGUCCGACAGUAAGGGAGAGAACAGCUUGUAACGUUCCCGGUGAUUUACUAGGCCGUCUUCAACACCCGCUGCAGGGCCUUGUGAUCGUUGACGGAGCAAUUCCUGUACCAGGCCUUGAUGCAACAGGUCAGGACGCUCUCGACGGUGCAUCGGUAGUAUUUGGAAAGGACUCGGGGCUUCAUGCCGAAAUUCUUCAGAUGCCUUAGGAAGUAGAGACGCUGUUACGCCCUCUUGACAAGAGUGGGUGGGGGUGUUGGUCGAUGACAAGUCCUCUGUGAUGUGGACGCCAAGAAAUGUAAAAGUUGUGACUUCCUCUACUGCAGUCUCGUUAAUGUAGAACGAGGCAUGUUCCUGUCUCUGCUUCCUGGAAGUCAACAAUCAUCGUCUUUAUUAACAUUGAGGGAGAGGUCGUUGUCCAGGCACCACAAUGCCAGUUCACUUACCUCCUCCCUACAGGCUGACUCGUCGUUGUCGGUUAUCCGGCCUACAACUGUGGUGUCGUCAUGGAGACUAGACGAUGGAGUUGGUGUGGUGCUAAGCAACACAGUUGUGGGUGAACAGGGAGUACAGCAGAGGGCUGAGGACACACCCUUGAGGCACCCCUGUUUUAAGAGUCAGGCACUAAGGUGCCAUUUGAGAAGCAGCCAACAAGAUCUCACAGUGUCCCUUCGUAAUUCGACGUGUUGUGGAUGAACGUCUAUUUGUGACGCAUUAAUUCCAUGUAGUUACCGGGUUUAUUCUGAGUGGUUACCGGGUUUAUUCUGAGUGGUUACCGGGUUUAUUCUGAGUGGUUACCGGGUUUAUUCUGAGUGGUUACCGGGUUUAUUCUGAGUGGUUACUGGGUUUAUUCUGAGUGGUUACUGGGUUUAUUCUGAGUGGUUACAGGGUUUAUUCUGAGUGGUUACAGGGUUUAUUCUGAGUGGUUACAGGGUUUAUUCUGAGUGGUUACCGGGUUUAUUCUGAGUAGUUACAGGGUUUAUUCUGAGUGGUUACCGGGUUUAUUCUGAGUGGUUACAGGGUUUAUUCUGAGUAGUUACAGGGUUAAUUCUGAGUGGUUACCGGGUUUAUUCUGAGUAGUUACAGGGUUUAUUCCACAUGGUUACAGGGUUAAUUCCACAUGGUUACAGGGUUAAUUCCACGUGGUUACAGAGUUAAUUCUGCAUGGUUACAAGGUUAAUUCCACGUGGUUACAAAGUUAAUUCUGCAUGGUUACAGGGUUAAUUCCACAUGGUUAUAGGGUUAAUUCUGAGUAGCGCCACGUUACAUUGCCACGUUACAGGGACAUGAGUGCAGAGGAAGGCAUAUAUAUCCAUAUAUAUCUAUAUAUCGACGUUCUCAGAACCUUUUCAAACAUCCAAAAUCAAAAGCCAGUUUCUAGUGAUCAGGCUGAUUUUAUCACGCUAGCUAGCAAGCACUCUGAAUUGAUGACAUAUCUUCACGUGAUUCAUAAAGAGAAGUGGACUAGGCGAAACACGGGACAGACCUGGAAUGUGUUCUUAUUGGGAAGAAAUAGGGAUUUAUAAGGGUUUAUAAAAGAGAGGGACGGGGGGAGGGAGCCAGACAGAGACAGAAAGAGAGAUGGAAAGAGAGUGGGAGACAGAGUGAGAGAAAGAGGGAAAGAGAGAGUUCACCUGCAUUCCUUAAGCUGUAGUCAGCCAGUCAGUGAAGAGAUAUACUCUGUGCUACUGUAACCAUGCCCUUUCCUUCACCUCCCCUCAGAGGGUUGCUAUGACAACGGAGACAGCAGCGCUGCUAUCUCACAGUAGCUUGACUGUGUUGCUUUCACCCCCCUUAUAAUUGUAGUGCGCUCUGUAGGGAAUAGGGUGCCCUUUGGGACACAGACCAAACAUCGGUUACUCCAACUAUUUUCACAGGUUGUUUUUGCCUUUCUGCUGAAGGAGGGAGAAGAGAGGAGAAAGAGAGGAGAGGAGAAGAGAGGAGAAAGAGAGGAGAGGAGAAGAGAGGAGAAAGAGAGGAGAGGAGAAAGAGAGGAGAGGAGAGGAGAAAGAGAGGAGAGGAGAAAGAGAGGAGAGGAGAAAGAGAGGAGAGGAGAAAGAGAGGAGAGGAGAAAGAUAGGAGAGUAGAGGAAAGAGAGGAGAGUAGAGGAGAGUAGAGGAGAGGAUAGGAGAAAGGGAGGAAAGGAGAAAAGGAGAAAAGGAGGAAAGGAGAAAAGGAGAAAAGGAGGAGAGGAGGAGAGGAGAGGCAAAGCUGUGAAGUUACCGCCCGGCCGCUCCAGCCCAAAGCUGUGAAGUUACCGCCCGGCCGCUCCAGCCCAAAGCUGUGAAGUUACCGCCCGGCCGCUCCAGCCCAAAGCUGUGAAGUUACCGCCUGGCCGCUCCAGCCCAAGACACUCUGAAUAGCUUCCAGCACAACUGGGUUUAGAUAAAUAGUGGAAUUCCACAUUGUUGUUGCAGGUUCAUUUACCUGUUAUUUGGACAGGAGAGGAGAGAGGAGAGAGGAGAAGAGAGGAGGAGAGGGAGGGAGGAGAGAAGAGAGGAGAGGAGAGACGGAGGCAAGAAGAGAG